Molecule: messenger RNA, 4568 nt
Organism: Pieris napi
Lineage: Eukaryota; Metazoa; Arthropoda; Insecta; Lepidoptera; Pieridae
Gene: alpha-Cat
Product: catenin alpha
Exons: 24
Coding region: 185-2950 (921 amino acids)
Biological process (GO): cell migration; cell-cell adhesion
Cellular component (GO): adherens junction; catenin complex
Molecular function (GO): cadherin binding; beta-catenin binding; actin filament binding
Source: RefSeq, a predicted model, not a curated record
CAUAGUCUGUGGUAGUGGUAGUCUGUGCAUAUUGGAUUGUUUUUGACACACCUUUCUAUGCUUUCUUUUCCUAAUAUUAAAGCUCUUCGUUUCCGUGUGUGUAUUUUGUGAGCUUUCUAGUGAAGGAACUUAUUAAUAAAGUGAAUUUUAAAUUGUUAGUGCUAGGCGGCAUUUCUAGAUAAGAAUGACAACCAUGGCAGACCCCUAUGACACAACUGGGACUUUGUCCUUGAAAUGGGAUCCUAAAAACUUGGAGAUACGUACCAUGUCUGUUGAAAGGACCCUUGAGCCAUUGGUGUUGCAGGUUACUACCCUUGUUAACAGCAAGGAUAAGGCAGCUAAAAAGAAACGACCUGGCAAAUCUAAGAGAGCCAGUGCCUUAGUAGCAACUGUAGAGCGAGCUACAGAAAUUUUCAUAGAAAGAGGACAGACAAUCGCUUAUGAGAACCCAGAAAUCACUCAGGAGAUGCUGGCCGCAGUUGAGCAAGUUAGAAAGGCUGGGGCAGCCAUGAGUCUCGCAGCUCGUGAGUUCUCUGAGGAGCCGUGUGCAUCAUCUGUCCGCUCCAGCAUGGUUAGAGCUGCUCGCAGCCUGCUCUCUGCUGUCACUCGCCUGCUCAUUCUUGCUGAUAUGGUGGAUGUGCAUCUGUUGCUGUCUAAACAGAGAAUGGUGGAAAAAGAUCUUGACAAGCUGAAAUCGGCUUCCUCUCAAUCUGAACUGAUAGAGAGCGCUCGUCAAUUUGGUCGUUCUGCCAGUGAAUUGGCUGCUCAAGCGGCUAAGAGGCAGAAGGAACUCAAGGAGCCAAGGAUGAAGGACGAGCUGGCUGCAGCGAGGGCUGUUCUGAAGAAGCACUCCACCAUGCUGCUCACUGCCUCUAAGGUAUACGUUCGUCACCCGGAAUUGGCUGCUGCAAAGGCCAACCGUGACUUCGUUCUUCGUGCUGUGUGUUCCGCCGUUGACACCAUCUCGGCUGUCGCUCAGGGCAGACCCACUCCUAAUACUGGUACUAACCGUGUCCCAGUGGAGGGUCCAGGAGAAUUGGCUCAGGCUUUGGAUGACUUUGAUGAGCGUAUGGUGAUGGAGCCAUUGGCGUAUUCCGAGCUGCGUACGCGUCCAUCGCUCGAGGAGAGACUUGAAUCCAUCAUUUCUGGCGCAGCACUUAUGGCCGACAGCUCUUGUACUCGAGACGAGCGUCGCGAGCGCAUAGUGGCCGAGUGCAACGCUGUACGUCAGGCUUUGCAGGAGUUGCUCCACGAAUAUAUGACCAAUGCCGGUCGUCCCGAACAAUCCGAGGGCUUGGAACGUGCGCUGGAGCACAUGUGCCGUAAGACCCGCGACCUGCGUCGGCAGCUGAGGAAGGCUGUGGUGGAUCAUGUGUCUGACAGUUUCCUGGAGACCAACGUUCCUCUGCUGGUCCUGAUGGAGGCAGCUCGCAACGGCAAUGAGAAGGAGGUGGAGGAGUAUGCCGUUGUCUUCACUGAACACGCUAAUAAACUUGUCGAGGUAGCGAACCUCGUGUGUUCGAUGUCCAACAACGAAGACGGCGUCAAAAUGGUGAGGCACGCGGCCGGACAGAUCGAAGCUCUCUGCCCUCAGGUGAUCAACGCGUGUCGCGUCCUCGCGGCUCGCAGCCGUUCGCGCGUCGCGCAGGAGAACGGCCGCGCCUUUGGCCGCGCUUGGGAGGCCGCUGUGCGACUGCUGACUGACGCCGUGGACGAUCUGACCACUAUUGACGACUUCUUGGCUGUUAGCGAGAAUCACAUUCUGGAGGACGUGAACAAGUGUGUAGUAGCCCUGCAAGAGGGAGACCCGGAUUCGCUGGAGCGCACUGCCGGGGCCAUACGCGGACGAGCUGCUAGGGUGUGUUCAGUGGUGACUCAAGAGAUGGACAACUACGAGCCCUGUAUUUACACCAAGAGGGUUCUCGAAGCCGUCACCGUACUACGAGACCAAGUAAUGUCGAAAUUCGCUGUGCGCGUCGAUGCAGCAGUUUCGGCUCUCGGCAGCGGUGGAAACGCAGGCCUGGACGAAAAUGACUUCAUUGACGCUUCUCGACUUGUGUAUGACGGUGUGAGGGAGAUAAGGCGCGCUGUGCUCAUGAACCGGACAAGCGACGACCUCGAUACGGACACGGAGUUCGAACCCGUGGAAGACAUGACCAUGGAGACAAGGAGCCGAUCGAGUGCACACACCGGCGAACAUGGCGUGGAUGAAUACCCUGACAUCAGUGGCAUCACCAAUGCGAGGGAAGCCAUGCGAAAGAUGACGGAAGAAGACAAACGCAAGAUCCUCCAGCAAGUGGAGUUGUUCCGUCGUGAGAAGAUGACCUUCGACAACGAAGUUGCCAAGUGGGACGACGCGGGCAAUGACAUCAUCAUGCUGGCCAAGCACAUGUGCAUGAUCAUGCUAGAGAUGACAGAUUUCACAAGAGGCCGUGGUCCUCUGAAGACAACCAUGGACGUCAUCAACGCGGCCAAAAAGAUCUCAGAGGCCGGGACUAAACUUGACAAACUGACGAGGGAGAUUGCCGAACAGUGCCCAGAGUCGUCGACCAAGCAGGAUCUGUUGGCGUAUCUGCAGCGCAUAGCCCUCUACUGCCACCAGAUUCAAAUCACGAGCAAAGUCAAGGCGGACGUGCAGAAUAUAUCCGGAGAGCUCAUUGUCAGUGGGUUGGACAGUGCCACCUCCCUGAUCCAAGCGGCCAAGAACUUGAUGAACGCUGUGGUGCUGACCGUCAAAGCCUCGUACGUCGCCUCCACCAAGUACACUCGACAGGGAACUAUUGCUUCCCCGAUCGUGGUGUGGCGUAUGAAAGCGCCUGAGAAGAAGCCGUUGAUCAGACCAGAGAAACCCGAAGAGGUGCGGGCGAAGGUCCGUCGCGGAAGUCAGAAGAAACAGCCCAGUCCCAUCCACGCUCUCGCGGAGUUUCAGAGCCCCGCUGACAAUGUUUGAACGUGACUUACAGGAUAUUUAUUAAUUAGAACUAAUUUUAUAAUACUUCAAGUAUCUACUCAAUUUAGACAAUAUUGUCGAUUUCAAUAAUAACGGUAGCUCAAUAUUUAUAAUAACUUUUCAGUAUUGUUUUCCUUAAAUUCUUAGAUUUGAUAAGUCAAACUUUUCUCUAUUUUGUAUUUGGUCUGUCUAAAUACUUAGCCUCUUAUUAAUAGAAAUUAAAAGCGUCGAGUCGGUUAAACAAUGUUAGUUUACUUAUUUAUUGAAGUAAGUGCUUUUCAAAAUAUUCUAAGUAUAUUCAAGUAUCAAGAAUAAUUGUAUCCUUAGCAUAGACAAUACGCAAAAUGGAAAACGCACUUCGAGCUAAACAUAAUCAUCAUAGUAUCGAUGCCACAUGUAUAUUCAUACUGACAUUUGCCAAAUUAAAUCAUCGUAUCGACAACUGACAUAAACAUUUGACAGAUGACAUAAUUGUAUAGAUGAUUGACAUUCUCCUUUCGACAACGUUUGUACUGAGGGUACUGUGAGAGCUACAUUUAGUAACUUUUACACACCCAUUAUGUAAGUGUAAUUUUAUAAGACAAGAUUUUUUUAGAUUAAAAAUUUCGGCGGCUUAACUAAGGUUACUAUUUUUUAGCUUAUACUACGAAAUAUAUAAAUAAGAAAUUUUGAUAACGAUAUUAUGUUUCGUGAAUACAGUGAAAACUCUUAAUAACGAAUUUCAUUUUCAAUUUUUUUCGUUAUAUGGAAGGAAGAGAAAAAACAAAUUUAACCAAUUACAAUAAUUUCUAAUUUUAUUACUAUCCAUUGGUUAAUCUUAAAAAUUUUGCCUUACGUGUUUUGCCAUGACGGGCUAUGUUUUCUAAGAAUAAUGGCACACGUGUUAAUGCAAUUAACAAUAACAAACGCUGUUAUUGACCUCAAGAGUCUUUCUUAGAAAUGUCGGCACCUCAAUAGGCUAGUUUUGUAAGCUGAUUAUAAAAACAAUUACACUUAAGUAAUAUGUUGAUGUCUAAAUAUGAAAAUAUUUCUUCGUAAUAGAGAAUGGCUGUGGCGUUAUAAAGAGAGAAUUAAUGUAUGGGUUUUGUGUUAAACCAAAUAAACUUAUUUUUGUGUUACAGAGAGUUUUUCGUUAUAACGAAAGAGUUUACACUGUAAUUCCAGUAGGAUUUGACUUGGAGUGGGUUAAUUAUUAAGUCUUGAACAUUGAGUUAUUGGAAUGGCUGUUGCUUUUGCAGGGUAGGCAUUCUAAUAAAAAAUCCCAAAUACCAUCCCAACUUAUUUAUAUAUUCCUAGUACGAGAUCCGGCUGCAGGAUUAGUGCGCUCAUCGGUUAUUUGCUAAAAAUCAAAUUUUUAUGGAUAACGUGGUUUUUAUCUAAAUAAAAAUGCCGCAUCUAUUGAGUUUGAGAACACUAACAUUCGACGCAUGCGCAAUGGCUUAAAAGCGUCGCACAGGCGGCAUUCGCUAUCCUCGUCUGACUAAUGAUGUUAUGCGUUAACUCUCUUUCACUCUACCUUAAAUAUUUAUUAUCUUUAGCAGCAGGUAACCCUUAUAGUACGAGAUCCGACCGCGUGAUUUAUACGUUCAUAUGUUUGAUUAAUAAAAUAUAAUUUUUA